AUGGAGGUGGAGAACCAGACCCGAGUCACCAAGUUCGUGCUGGUGGGCUUCCCCGGCACCUGGGGCAUGCGCGUCUCGGUCUUCCUGAUGUUCCUGGUGGCCUACGUCCUGACUGUGGCUGAGAACGUGGUCAUCAUCAUCCUGGUGCAGCAGAACCGGCCACUGCACAAGCCCAUGUACUUCUUCCUGGCCAACCUGUCCUUCCUGGAGACCUGGUACAUCUCCGUGACGGUGCCCAAGCUGCUGGUCAGCUUCUGGGCUGCAAGCAACAGCAUCCCGUUCACCCACUGCAUGGUCCAGCUCUACUUCUUCAUCGCUCUCAUGUGCACCGAGUGUGUGCUCCUGGCCGCCAUGGCCUACGACCGCUACGUGGCCAUCUGCCGCCCCCUCCACUACCCCACCAUUAUGAGCCACGGACUCUGUGCCCGCCUGGCUGUUGGGUCGUGGGCCAUUGGCUUUGGCAUCUCCUUGGCAAAGAUCUACUUCAUUUCCCGUCUCAGCUUCUGUGGCCCCAACGUCAUCAACCACUUCUUCUGUGACAUCUCACCUGUGCUCAAUCUCUCCUGCACAGACAUGUCCACGGCUGAGCUGGUGGACUUUGUGCUGGCCCUGGUCAUCUUCCUCUUCCCACUCGCUGUCACUGUCCUGUCCUACGGGUGCAUUCUGGCCACUGUUCUGCGCAUGCCCACGGGGAAGCAGAAGGCCUUCUCCACGUGUGGCUCCCAUCUGGUCGUGGUGACCAUCUUCUACUCCGCCACCAUCUUCAUGUACGCCCGGCCCCGUGCCAUCCACGCCUUCAACAUGAACAAAGUCAUUUCCAUCUUCUACGCCAUUGUCACUCCCGCACUCAACCCUUUCAUUUAUUGUCUGAGGAACCGGGAGGUCAAGGAGGCGCUGAAAAAGCUGGCCUACUGCCAGGCCUCCCGCUCUGACUAG
Molecule: messenger RNA, 936 nt
Organism: Elephantulus edwardii (Cape elephant shrew)
Lineage: Eukaryota; Metazoa; Chordata; Mammalia; Macroscelidea; Macroscelididae
Product: olfactory receptor 6B1-like
Exons: 1
Coding region: 1-936 (311 amino acids)
Biological process (GO): G protein-coupled receptor signaling pathway
Cellular component (GO): membrane
Molecular function (GO): olfactory receptor activity; G protein-coupled receptor activity
Source: RefSeq, a predicted model, not a curated record